UCAUAAGGGCAGACAUUUUGCCCCAUGUAAACGACAAUUUUGCAAGAUUUUUUUUUGGGAAAACCGUUUAUACGAACAAACCGUAUCCGCUUUAACAAUUUCUUUGUGUUUUUACACUCAUAUUUCACCACAACCAUGUGGUAUGAGAUAUUGCCCGGUUUUGCUAUUAUGACAGUUUGUCUGAUCAUUCCUGGUGUUGCAACUGCUCAAAUCCAGAAGUUCACAAACGGUGGAAAGGAUAAAAGGAUUGCACGGGCUCCCUAUCACUGGUAUUUGAUGGAGAGAGACAAGAGAGUGUCUGGAACUGGUGAACAUUACCGACCUAAGGGACUUGAAAACAUCAAAUGAAGAGUCACCUAGAUGAAACUGAAAUGUACAUUUUGUCCAGCCGUCUAUUAAAAUUCUGUCUUUAAAUUAUUA
Molecule: messenger RNA, 420 nt
Organism: Rhinichthys klamathensis goyatoka
Lineage: Eukaryota; Metazoa; Chordata; Actinopteri; Cypriniformes; Leuciscidae
Gene: ndufa1
Product: NADH:ubiquinone oxidoreductase subunit A1
Exons: 3
Coding region: 136-348 (70 amino acids)
Source: RefSeq, a predicted model, not a curated record